GUUGCAGACGCGCGGGCUACAGACCGCCGCUAUUGGUCAGGGGUUUAGAGGCCAUCUUUAUGGGAAAAGGGUUUCGACAAGGCAGUUUUGCAUAGGACGCCGUCGUCUUCUUGACUUGCUGGGUGGUUCAUACGAUGCGACAGGCGUCGAGAGUAAAUGGCAAGAGAUAUGGAGAGAAAAGGCGAAAGAAGGCCGCCAAGGGGGCCAGUUGAAGAGGCCGUUCUAUUGCUUGUCCAUGUUUCCCUACCCAUCUGGUCUCCUGCAUAUGGGUCACGUUAGAGUGUAUUCAAUUAGUGAUGCAAUUUCCAGGGCGCGUCAGAUGAUGGGGUACGAGGUAUUACAUCCUAUGGGAUGGGACGGGUUCGGACUCCCGGCGGAAAACGCGGCGAUUGAUCGGCGCUUGCAUCCGAGCGAUUGGACAACAAAAAACAUUGCACAAAUGAAGGAUCAGAUGAACCGUCUGGGAUACUCGUUCGAUUGGGACAGAGAGGUAGCGACCUGUUCGCCAGAGUAUUAUCGGUGGACGCAGUGGAUAUUCUUGCAGAUGGCCAAGUCUGGAUUGGUUUACCGGAAGAAUGCGCUGGUCAAUUGGGACCCCGUUGACCAAACGGUGCUGGCGAACGAGCAGAUCGAUGCCCAGGGGAACAGCUGGAGGUCCGGGGCCAGAGUCGAGAAAAAGUGGAUGAAGCAGUGGUUUUUGAAGAUUACAAAAUAUGCGGAGUCUCUGCACGCUGGAUUGGAGAAUUUAAGGGGUAGGUGGCCGUCAGAAGUAAUCGACAUGCAGCGGGAGUGGAUAGGUAGAUCGGAGGGUCUAACUAUAAAUUUCAAGGUUGAUAGAGAGUCGUUCGGUUCAGAAAUCGUUGUAGACUCUGUUUCUGUAUUUACGACUAGUCCAGAGACCUUAUUUGGAUGCACGUACAUUGCGGUGUCUCCGCAUCAUCCAUUGGCGGAGCGUUUAAUGGCGGAAGAGAGGAGAGAGAGAGGAAAGGCGUUCGUGUGUCAAGUUGAGAAAUUUUCUUCUGAUCGUCCGAGUGGAUUUUUUACGGGCGCCUAUGUGAUCCAUCCGAUAAGUGGUAAGAAGCUGCCUAUAUAUCUGGCAGAAUACGUUCUUGCCGAAUAUGCAUCCGGCGCCGUGAUGGGUGUUCCAGCGCACGAUGCUCGAGACCGGGCAUUUUCUAUCGAACAUCACUUACCGGCCAUACAGGUAUUGCAGUCACCCGCAGGCGGAGAGAAGGAAUAUGAGUUCUUGGGGGUACCUAACGUGGACAUGGAUAAAUGGCUGUUAAAGAACAGCGAGGAAUACAGCGGACGAACGGUUCCGGAGGUAAGGAGGGCAAUUGAAGAAAGAGCAACUCUAGAGGGAUGGGGAAAGCGGGAUUUGGCCUAUGCUCUAAGAGACUGGCUCAUAUCUCGUCAGAGGUAUUGGGGCACGCCCAUCCCCAUUAUCCAUUGUCCUUCAUGCGGUCCAGUAACGGUACCGGAAGAUGAGCUUCCUGUAACUCUACCGGCCAAGUUUGAGGGGCAACUAAGAGCUGGGUGCUUCUCCCCCUUAAGUCGAGACCAAAGUUGGGUACGGUGCACUUGUCCGACGUGCGGGUGCCCUUCUGAACGCGAGACCGAUACCAUGGAUACAUUUGUAGACAGCUCUUGGUACUUUCUUCGAUUUCCGGACUCUCAAAAUAGCUCAAAAGCGUUUUCUCCCGAUUCCGUUCGAAAGUGGUUUCCGGUGAGUCUUUAUAUUGGGGGUAUCGAACACGCAAUCUUGCACCUUCUGUACGCUCGCUUCGUGACUCGGUUCCUCCAUGAGAGAGGACUGAUUCCCGAACCAGAGCCCUUUUCGACUCUGCGCACUCAGGGCAUGGUUCACGGAAAAACCUAUCGCCUCCUCUCUUCAAGCCGCGUGGUUCCUCCGGACCAAGUCCAAGAAGCCCCUGAUGGGACGGCGCGGCUCGCAGGCACCGGAGAAGUUCUGAAGGUGAGCUGGGAAAAAAUGAGCAAGUCCAAAUACAACGGCGUGGAUCCACAAACUGUCAUCGCCGCGUACGGCGCGGAUACCGUUCGUGUCUUCUUGCUUUUCAAAGCGCCUAUAGAACGCGUUCUGAACUGGGAUGCGGCUCAAAUCGCUGGCCCUUCGAGGUGGCUCAAGCGAAUAUGGAAUGUCAUUCUCCGGUACCAUUGGCUCUGUUAUCGAGUUUCCGUCGGUACAACAUCUGAUGCCAAAAAUAGUAACGACACAACUGAACGUGUCAAAAGUGGUAUCUCUCUGUCCAAUUGGAGCCAGAAGCGCCGCUUGCAUUCGGAGCUGCAAUCUACAAUUCGACUCGUCUCCAAGGACUUUGAGAGUUAUUCUCUGAACGUUGCCAUUUCUAGGCUCAUGCGGUUCACUGGUCUCCUCGCCGCCGCGCUUCCCAGGCUCCCCGUUGACGUCUCUCUCGCCGCCGCGCCGCGUUCAGACGAGGCGGAGCUGCUUGAUCCCGCGUUCGCCAGGGCCUGUUUAGAGCCGUUGCUCGUUUUGCUCGCCCCGAUCGCCCCCCACUUCGCCUCCGAAGCCUGGCAACUUCUCCGCAGCGAGCUCGACGCCGACGGCACCCUGCGCGCGCCUCGGCCCUCGGAAGACAUAUUUGAGCAGAGCUGGCCCCAGGCGGAGCCGGAGCACGACCAGUCCGUGUCCGACGGACGGCCCGUCACGCUUUCUGUCCACAUUUCUGGCGUGCUGAAGGGGAAGCUCGCGCUGCCGAUCGACACGGCGCUCACCGAGCAAACUGCCGUACAACACGUAAAAAACAGUCCCAAGUUUCAAAAAAUCCUUCGAGGAAAAACUAUCAAAAAGAUUGUUUACAUUUCCAAAAAUCACACUCUUAACUUGUGCGUAUAGAGGAGAAAAAACUGUGCAAGCCGCCGUGGAGCACACGCGGUAAAAAUAAACGCCUUUCACGUCGUGUGCCGCGGCGUCUGAAGGUCGAGAUCUGUCUCUUGAA
Messenger RNA from Schistocerca gregaria, 2978 nucleotides. RefSeq names its product leucine--tRNA ligase-like. Bases 236 to 2875 code for a protein of 879 amino acids. Gene Ontology annotation, biological process: leucyl-tRNA aminoacylation; mitochondrial translation. The record is from RefSeq and is a predicted model, not a curated record. Lineage: Eukaryota; Metazoa; Arthropoda; Insecta; Orthoptera; Acrididae. Gene Ontology annotation, molecular function: leucine-tRNA ligase activity; aminoacyl-tRNA deacylase activity; ATP binding. The transcript has 2 exons. Gene Ontology annotation, cellular component: mitochondrion.